GACAAGACCACAAGAGUAUGAUUUCAUCUCAUCGUCCAAUGCCGAUCCCUGGACUACGAAGGAUACUGAAAGAAAUACUCAAACUCAUAUCUUAAAUUACAGGCCGAGGAGAACCAAGAGGUACUUAGGCCCCCAUAGUUAUUCGGGCGGGACCCCAGGUACCCUCUCUACUGCGUCAACACCCCCCAUCCCGCUUCAUCCCUCGUUUCUCGUGUCUCAAGCUAUUGCUGCCCAAUAUUUAUCUGCAUACAGCACUGGUCAAUUCUCAGUUCUCAUCUUUGACACCUCUACCGAGACCAUCAACCUGGCCAUGUAGCCUUUCCCCCGAUUCUCCAAAUACUAAAUCAUCAUACCGGCCGCAGUGAGAAGGGGGAACCGUCCCACCUUUCGACGGUCCAACUCCUUCUGCGACUGUCAUCGCGCCGUCCGCCAGCGUGUCCGUUACGUCCGACUCACCUCCUCCGCCCCCCGCGGUCUCCGGCUCACCAAAUGACCCCGGUCCCUCCCCUCUCCGUCGCUUAAAGUCCAAGUCUUCUCUCUGGAGUCUCGGCAGCAGCAAUCAUAGCGGUCAGGAGGACGACUCCAUCCCAGCGGAGCCCUCUAGCGCCGAGAAGGCUGCAGGUGGUAAGCCGGGCAUCUUCCGUCGCCUAUCGCCCGCGCUCGCGGCCCGCGUGAAGCUACUCGACGGCACCAACAAGGUGACGAGCGCGCCCCGGGAUCCCAAAAACGUCGGUCGGAUUCCCGAAGAACAGCUCAAGGAGCUGGACAGUCAGCACCAGGACCUGUCGAUCAAGGUUAAGAGGCGAGGACAGGCGUGGGCGGGUCCAACGGCUUCUUCUCCGGAUCAACAAGCACAGUACUUUAAACGGAGCGCGUCGAACAGGCUCGAGAUCCCCAGUCACGAUCUUCUACAACGCGCGACUGAGGCACACGCGCAAGGGCUAGACUACGCCGACGCGGUCAUCGACGGCCCAGAACCCCCCGUUCUGGCCGCCGCUUACAUCCCAGUGCCUGUCCCUGACGCUGAGACCAACCCUUCGCCAGCGACAUCAUCCAUGUCUGUUGCAGAGCCUGCGCCUGCGCCGCUGCGCGUAGAGCCCGCGUCCGGACCCGAACCUUCACCACCCACCGACACCGCCCAAGAUACGCGGACGGACUUUGAGAAAUAUGUCGAUGACACGAAACGCAGCGAGGAGCAGUCAGCGGAAUCCGCGCCAGCGCCCCCGCCAAAGGACUCUCCGCCCAACUACGCGAUCGCCUCUUCUUCUAACUCACAGUCGUAUUUCAAUCCCAUGGGCCUGCAACGAGCCGAAUCAAUAUACUCCUUCUCCCGUGCCUCCUUCAGCAACCAGCUAUCCCAGCUCACGUCUAUCCCUCUACCACAGCCCGGAGCGCUCGAGACUAGUAUAGGAAAUAUUUCCACGGCGCUCGCGGCCGUGCGAGCGUUGAAUGGUGCGGCGGAGCAGAUCCAAAUUUGGAUUAGAAAGGCGUCGGAUGUGCUCAGCGGGCUGGAUUCCGAGGAUGACGUGGAGUGGGCGGCUGCCGGUGGGCGAGAGGGUCUUGAUGGGGUGGAUAAGGCCAUCACUCGGUUCGAGUCGCUGGUGAAUGUCUAUGUGAAGGCGAUCGAGAACGUGCAGCUUCGCGACGAUAUCGUCAAUGUCGGCGCGGAGAGCUUGAAGACAAUUGUCAGUCAGAUGGAAAGCAUCCUGCACAACUGGGCUCAGAUUAAGAACAAGCUGCGGGGUGUCAAGGAACAAGUGGAGUUGGCCAUGGAAUGGGAGGAGCUUUGGUCUAACGUGCUGGGAGACGUGGGCAUGGAGAUUGACAAUCUGAGCGGGAUGAUUUUCGAGAUGGAGGAGAAGCGGCACCAUACUCUGAUGGAUACUGGCGAUUCAGCGGGUGGUCUGGAUAUCAACGAACUCGAGACCAUCGUGGAGGAAUCUCCGACCAAGGGCCGGUCCCCUGCUACCAAUCGUCUGACUAUGCUCGCAGCAGCAUCCGGGACACCCGUUAUCAAGACGCCGCAGGAUGACUCUAGUUACUCUAACCUGAUGGCCUUGUUUGCGCGCAUGCAACCACUUCGGGCAUCUUUGGAUUUUUUGCCAAUGAGACUCUCCAUGUUCCAAUCGCGGGCCGAGGGCGUCUUCCCAAGUGCCUGUGAGGAGCUCGAUGAUCGACGAAGCCGGCUGGAGAAGAGCUACAAGGUUCUCGAGGCGGACGCCGAAGCGUUGCGAAAGGAGUUAGGCGAAGACAAGUGGAUCAUAGUGUUCCGCAACGCGGGAAGUCAGGCGCAGAAGAUGUUCGAAUCAGUGGAACGGAGUAUUUCCAAGUUGCAGGAAGGAUUGGAAACCAACGCUCAGGUUCACAAUCCAGGCAAUAUGACCAAGCGGAUCGAGAAUUACGAGGCCAAGAAGAUGCACUAUGUUCCUGCUAUCGAGCGGGUCAUUUCUAUUAUCCAGAAAGGUGUCAACGACCGCUUGACUGUGAACGGCGAGGUGCUACGACUCUUGUCCGACAUGACCUCGCGGACAGAUGCCCUCAAAGCUAGUCUUCGGGUGAUGGAUGCUUCUCUCGAGGAUGUGCAGAUUGUCAAGGGCCAACAAUUGCGUGACUCGAUCUCAAGCAUCAUAACGAUGGACAGCCCGGCUACGGGCAGUGCUAUUGACACACCUGGGAGCUCCCCUGCUUCGUCAGUUGUCAUGAGUGGGAGUGGAUACAAGACGCCCAUGGGAAGCUCCAGUCGUCGCGAAAGCUCGGUGGGCAGUGCCACGACGCGCUCGACCAUGUCAAAGGUCCGUCGAUUGUCUGGUCUGCCGCAAGUGACUGCCACCAUGACCGGACGCAAGUCUUCUAUCCCCAAGCCAACCGCCCCCGUUACCCCCACGCCGGCGACUCGUAAGACCUCUCACAUUCCACAACCGUCCACCAUUCCGAAUCGCCCUCGUUGGAACGCCAGUACCAACUUGAACGACCUACAUUCAAGCUCUGGAUAUUUGAGUGCCACAACGCCGAGCACCUCAAGGAAGAGCUCUGCCCCGGUGUACGGCCGUCCGUCGUCGACAGUACCUUUCCGGCGCGACAUGUCUGCAUCUCCUGCACCUGGUGCUGGCCGCUCACUCAGCCGUCUGUCGAACCGGCUGGCGUCGUCAUCCCGAAGUCCCAACCGCAACGUAUCAUCCCCCACUCCACCCCGAUCCGCUCUGCUCGACCCUCCGCCUUAUAGUCGUCUCCGCAGGCCAUCUGGUCUCUCUGCUACUCCUCGCAGCCGACAGAGCUUCGCCGGAACGGGCUCGUUUUUCAACCGCAGUUUUUCGUCCCAAGCCCCAGGCUACGAACCACAGGAGAGUCCCACAAAGUCGACGCGUCCGGGGACUGCCCUCGGCCAUUCUGGCAGUCGGCGAACCAGUCUCCUGCCCUUGCCCAAGCGAUCGGACAAGGGGGGAGCGGCUUCUCAGGCGAAGCUGGCUGCCCGACCACCCUGGAGAGGAUAAUGGCUACAAUCCAGUCUGCCUCCAUUGAUAUCCACCAUCCUCCUUACCUUUAUACCCUUCUUCUCAUCCCUCCCGUGCCUCCUCAUCUCUUCUCCAUUCAACCUCAUUGUCUUGUUCUUUGUUUUUUUUUGUGCAUUGUACCCCCGCGCCAAACAGUGUUUCUAUAGGUACUGAGCGGGCAUUGGCGCCAUGAUCUUGAGGAAUAGGUUUUGCGUGAUAUCCCCAUUGUUGCAUGGUAUGGUCUGAGCGUUGGGUUCUAUCUUACUAUUGUUUCGUUAUCUUCGGCUUUUUUUAAACCUGCGGUUGCAAUUUUUCGAUUGAUUCUUCUUUGGAUUUUCAUCUUUCAUCCCGUGUGAAUAUAUCUCCUGUAGUUUUAUCCUUGGCGAGUUAGGUAAUGGAAGAUGAUCUACCACAACUUAUAGACUGAAAUUGAUACACUUGGAAGUCUGGUUCCUGCAUACUCCCGUGAAGCUCUCUGCGUCUUUGUAUCCGAGUAUCAUCAUGGGUUUUGUCAAUGUCCACUGUAGCUGUCUAUGUAUACACCAUUGCCAGACUUUUCUUCUUGGUUACAAUGCAACCGAAAUAACAUCUAAUUCCCCAACUCACGUCCAAAAAUCAACGCAUCAACCAGCUCCUCACUAUUAGCGAGACGUGCCGCCUUAGGAACCCGUCCAAUAACGCUGAACCCAAGUCUCUCCCAGAUACGGAUGGAAGCCGGGUUAUUAGCGAAGACCAGGUUGAAGACGGAGUAUUUGUAUCCCUAGCGAACCCCGCAUUAGUCGCUAAACGAGAUUGAUCGUGUGAGUAUAGGGAUGG
Molecule: messenger RNA, 4307 nt
Organism: Penicillium brasilianum
Lineage: Eukaryota; Fungi; Ascomycota; Eurotiomycetes; Eurotiales; Aspergillaceae
Source: the annotation of a GenBank genome assembly